AUGGAGCCCACGACCGCGACAAAGGUAGAAGAAACGGCAUAUCCCAACGGUCUUUCAAUCUCUGAAUUGAUUUCCGCACAUCCCCGCGUACGGCUGUUUGUUCAUCCGCUACUCUGGACAUGGCAACACCUCAGCCUCUUGGGUUGCAAGUUCUCGGAUAACGGUAUUCUCUCCCCGCCUCCACCUACGACUAUUCUUCCCUCCCCAACCCGUAACCAACCAGAGCAGUAUAGCGAUACCAACUUAGCAUGCGCCCUUGCGACAUCCAAACGCUCUCACAGCAGGUGGUGGGGUCUUACCCGACUCUUGAAAGAAGAGUGGAGGGUCGCCGAUCUGCCGUGCAAGUACUUCGCCUCGUCCUCACAAUCUCCGCCCCCGCUCACUCAGCUCGGCUACCUCCACUUGGACGAGCUCGCGAGAGAGCGGAGAAGCCGCCGUCGACAUCUCACCAACAACCCCAACCCCUACGAGGAUCCAUACCUUAUCGCGCUCCUCAUCGCGCUUGCGCAGGAGUAAGUGCGUAGGCAGCGACUCAGCAAUCCGGACAGAUGCAGCAUCAACGACGAGAAUGCUAGGCAUAAGUUGUUCGACGGCUCGACCAAUGUUCCCUCGCAAAUGCUCCUAGUUACUAGUCUAGACGAUACUACAUGGUUACACAUCUAUACUAGCAACAUCUCGGCCGAAUUUCUCGACAAGUUUGACCACACCUCCCGCCGUCUGCCCGCCCAAUUUCGGCUCGAAAUGGUCAUCUCUCACCGGCGGCUCGCAUUUGAACCAUAUGAAACACUGUCGCAGCGCCUCACAGCCGUUGUACAGCAGACGAUCGGCAAGUACGGUUAUGUCAGCGGCUGAGGAGUGGUGACAAUGCUAAAGAACGUUUGAU
This is a messenger RNA of Lasiosphaeria miniovina, 883 nucleotides long. RefSeq lists its product as uncharacterized. The transcript is spliced from 4 exons. Lineage: Eukaryota; Fungi; Ascomycota; Sordariomycetes; Sordariales; Lasiosphaeriaceae. The coding region runs from base 1 to 516 and encodes 171 amino acids. The record is from RefSeq and is a predicted model, not a curated record.